AUGACUUCGGCUGCAGCGGAGCUGGAAAACUACCUUCAGUCAAUGUUGGCUUUGAAACCGCCUGGGGCUUCUGGCUCCAAAGUCUACAGCAUCACUAAGCUGUGCACAGCCAAUGUUAAGGAUGAACCGGUUCUCAUUGAAAAUAUCUACACUCACUUCAAGAAGGCCCCUGGCACCCAUAAGUUGGGCGUUCUCUAUGUGAUAGACUCUAUAGUCCGGCACUGGAUUGAAACCACUCGCAAAGCUGGCCGACCUCCGCGGAACGCCGCACCGGAUGGGACUUUCGCUGCUGGUGUCGAUCGAAUUACUAAGUUGUUGCCCGUGUUGAUGACCGACAUCAUCUCCAGCGCGCCAAAGGAUCACGAGGAAAAGAUCAAGAAGCUCGUUGACAUCUGGGAGUGCUGCGGCUCCAUUCCAUCCUCCAUGCUUGCUUCAUUGCGCGACAAGUUCAACCUCCUGCCGCGUGAUGUGCAAAUUUCCACGCCACAACGCUUGUCAGCCGCGUGCUUUAACUCUUCAAAAGUCCCAGCUCCACUACAGCCUGUCAAUAGCUCACCCGAAGCGGCAAGUUCUGUUUCUCAUGCUAACGCGUCUGCUGCCCUGACCCCAUCAGUCUCUGCUCUGGAAUCCACUUCAACUGUUGAUUCAUUUCGAUUACCUCACACGACGCCUAUACCCUAUACAAGUGCUAGAUCUGGUGGUGGCGUGGCUGGCCCAUUGACCGCUUCGAGCGGUCUUGGCCAGUGCUCUGUUACGUUACAGUCCCAGAGUCAGAGUCAGUCUACGAAUCCUUUGGCAGCCGCUCCGGCUAUGUAUGGAAACGCGAGAUUGCAGCCGGGGUUCUCGCAGGACCAGUGGGCGGCAGCUCUGCAAUUGUCCAACAUGAAUAAUGUCAUGGGCGCUGCAAACCCUGCUCAGCUGCCUGGCCUUGGCGCCAUAUCCGGCCAGGGCGCUCUUGGAAGGGGUGAAACCGACGUGCAGAGCUGCGACGAUCUUGAAUAUGAGAAAGUGGAUGGCCACGGGUAUCGUCCAAUUUCUCUCUCUCCGGAUUUUCAUCGAAAUCACAAUGCUUUGCCCUCUCACCGCCACGGCCAGCCGUUCCGCCACGAAUAUCAUGGCGAUUUUCAAAGUCAUCGGGGCAAGGCAUACCGUAGGGGUAGUCCACCGGACAGGGAACGCCAGUCAGAGUCCCCACGUCGAAAAGGCUAUAAUGUCUUUCCGCCAUGUCCGAAGCUCGUCGAGUGGGACUACUCCAUCGGCCCGGGGAACAUCAAAAUUCUUAGUCGCACCCUUACUGUCAGCGGCGUUUUCUCUGAGGCUUAUCUUCGUUCGCACUUCAGCACUUUUGGCGUCGUUCAAACCUGCAUUAUCGAUAGUGAUAAGCGUCGUGCUCUCAUUAAGAUGCUUAGUCGCCAGGAUGCGGCGAGAGCUCGUGAAGGAGGAGGAACUUACCGCUCGAGCGAGAGGCCACUCCCCACCCGAUGGGGCGUCGGCUUCGGCCCGCGUGACUGCAGCGACUAUGAGACUGGCAUCAGCGCUAUUCUAAUCGACCGAUUCACCAAUGCGGAUCGCAAAUGGCUACUCACGGCGGAGUAUGGUGGCACCGGAGGUUGCCCAAUCAAAUCGGGAAUGGUAGUCGAGGAGCCAGAGAUUGAAAUCGGCGCUGGCAUCUCAUCUAAGGCCAUCAGCCGACGCAUUGCAAAUGGCACUGGCGGGCACCAUGGCCGAAGUUCAGGCGGCUUUGGUGGCCGCGGUCGUGGUUGCGGUGGUUCCUUAAAACGCCAAGGCUUUGGCAAUGGACGCUAA
Penicillium waksmanii is the source of this 1806-nucleotide messenger RNA. RefSeq names its product CTD-interacting domain-containing protein. The record is from RefSeq and is a predicted model, not a curated record. Gene Ontology annotation, molecular function: RNA binding. Gene Ontology annotation, cellular component: nucleus. The transcript is spliced from 4 exons. Bases 1 to 1806 code for a protein of 601 amino acids. NCBI's taxonomy places the organism in Eukaryota, Fungi, Ascomycota, Eurotiomycetes, Eurotiales, Aspergillaceae.